AUGGAGAUCAUAAAAAAAGCUGUGGAAGAGUAUGCAUCAUCCCGAAAUGUAAAAUUAGAAGAAGUUGCAAAAAAAUAUGGUAUACACAAAUCGGUGUUAUAUCGUCAUUGUACGCGGGAUAUGAAGCAACAUGGAGGCCAAAGAGCUCUAUCCGAUGAAACUGAUAUGUUUCUAAUAGAAAAUAUAAACAAAUGCGCAGAAUGGGGUUAUCCCUUAGAUACUUUGGAUCUCAGGCAACUCAUUUAUAUGAUUCUUGGAUCCAACACGGCCCAGAGGGUACUCGAUAUAAUAGGUCGACAUCUGGAUGGUUUGAUGGAACCACUUUUGAGGAUUGGGUACAAAAAUAUGGUGGUUCCUUAUUUUAAGAAUUUACCAGCCAACUCAACUCACCUGACGCAACCUCUGGACGUGGCAUUUUUCCGUCCAAUGAAGCGAGCCUGGAGGCAAUUAUUAUUAAAAUGGAAAAAGACAGAUGGUCGACAAUUACCCACAAUUCCAAAAGGUUGCUUUCCAAAAUUAUUGAAAUUAUUAAUUGAUGAACUGCAAAUAAAUGCUUCAAAGAAUAUCAUUGCUGGAUUUAAGAAAACAGGAAUUAGCCCUUUAAAUGCAACUGAAAUAUUAGCCAGACUUCCCGGCGAGGACUUAGGUGAAGACCAUGAAAGUGCUGUAGAAGAUUCUGUUCUAACACUCCUCAAAGAAAUGAGAUAUGGUAAAAGUGUCGCUCCAGAAGAAAUUGAAGACUAUGCAGAAACUGAUGUUGAUAACAGUAUGGCAAAUCCUAAAAAAACAAAAUACGAUACUAGCAUCAGUGGUCCAUCAGAAAACAAUGAGACUAAAGGAAAAGCUAUCGAGGAUAUUACUAAAAAAUCUGAAACAGAAGACAAGGGCAAUAAUGAUAACAAUAAAGAAUGGAAAGAAGUAUACCAUAACAACUCAGAACAAUCAAAAUGCGGAAAUAUAAGUCAGAAAGAUUACGAUUACGUUAACGUUACGGCUUACGAAAAUUAUGAUAAUAAUAUGGGAGAGCAGAAUUACAACAGUAUCGCGGACAUGGAAAACUACAAUAGUAACUUACAAGGAUUAGAGUGCAAAGUUUCUAAUGAUAUGGACAUAAACAGUCUGCCCAUUCUCUUUUUUGACAGCUUAUGUGAAGAGGUUACAAUCAGUACUGGAACAACUGCUGAUGAUAAUACUAUUAAGGAGAAUAAAGUAAAAAUAAUAUCAAAUGAACUAGUGAAUGACGGCCAGUACAACAAAAAAUACAAAUUACCAAUUAUAAAGAAGAGCAAGACUGUACUAACGGUAAAAGAUCUCAUUAAAUUGCCAAAGAAAAAACACACAAAUAAUUACUAUAAUGAUAGUGACGAAAUAUUAAAAGUUUUAGAAGAGGAUGAUGAUGACCUGUGA
Messenger RNA from Danaus chrysippus (African queen), 1407 nucleotides. The record is from the annotation of a GenBank genome assembly. Lineage: Eukaryota; Metazoa; Arthropoda; Insecta; Lepidoptera; Nymphalidae.